Thelazia callipaeda (thelaziosis nematode) is the source of this 435-nucleotide messenger RNA. The record is from the annotation of a GenBank genome assembly. NCBI's taxonomy places the organism in Eukaryota, Metazoa, Nematoda, Chromadorea, Rhabditida, Thelaziidae.
AUGCAAAUGCGUAAUAGUAAAUUGAAUGGACAUCAGUUAAAUCUCAAAAAUGGUUCUGUACGUCGAUCACGCCAAUUAAGACGUUGUUUACAUGAAAAAGAAAAACGUGCUCGUAUGAUUGCACUAAAAUGGGAAAAUUACUUUUUAAGAGGACAAAUUGAUCUAAUAAGAAAAGAAUUAGAAUAUUUAUCUCUUAUAAUUAUGUUGCUGAAUAAAGUCACCAACCAAUUAUUGUAUACAAAUUUAUUCGCUAAUUAUUUAACCGUGAGUGUUAUUGUAUUUGAUAAUUUAUUUUGGAUUCGGUUAUGUGCUGUGAGACUAAAUGAAAUGGCAAACAGUAUCAUUGGAGGGAAAGAUAAAGGUACUAAAAAUAGUAUUUGGAAUUGGCAUAGUUCAUCAUCAGUUGCGACACAUUCAACGGUCAUUGUUGCAUAA